AUGAAGAGAUUCCAGAGCUCACAGCGAACAGUGCUGAUGAUAACGACGACAGAGAUGAAUGUAAUCGUAUCAGGGCUGGGAAGCAAGAAGAACAUGCAGCGGAUGAGAUCAAGAUAUGACAGAACUCAGCACCCUGACUGCACUUAUGGAUAUACAUUUCCACAUUCGAAUUGUAUCAUCAGGGCUUCCAUCCCGAUCAUGUGCACAGUCUAUCCAUCAGCCUCUCUUCAGCUUGACGGUCUUCGUCGACAUGGGGAGCACACGGUCAGAGAACGAAUGACAAGUUCCUCAGCCAUUUUGUCACAGACAGAGUUGACAAUGAUCGGCAGUCCAAAUGGGGCAAGCCGCUCAAGCGCUUCGAAAACCAGCUUCAACUCCUCUUUCCAGCCCUUCGUUCUGGAGGCGCCCCUCAUCGAGCACUACUAUAGCCACAUCAGAGCUGUCGUCGUAGACAAUCGGCGUAAGUCCGAACGAGCGUUUCCUCAGCACAUUGCCGUCCAUUUCCUCUUCUCUUACUCUGCUCACUGCCCUUCAAAACAAUUCACGAACCAGCUGCUUCUGACAGUGUUAUACCCUCGUUCUACUAUACUAACAACAGAUCCACCCGAACCAUCCCACAAGCCAUCCGCACUCAUCGUCACCAUGGCCACCGAAACGCAAACCCACCCACCCCCUCCCCCGGCCAAAGAAACCUUCCACUUCAUAAACGACCCCUCCGACGCCAUAAACGAAGCCCUCAUAGGCCUAACCCACCUCAAACCCAACCUCUCCUACAACAAAGAAUACAAGAUAAUCUACCGCAACGAUCUCUGCUCCUUUAGCAAAUCCCACGUCACAACCAUCGGCUUCGCCGGCGGCGGCCACGAACCCAUGUUCGGCGGCUUCGUAGGCCCCAACUACCUCUCCGCCUACGUCUCCGGCAACAUCUUCGCCUCUCCCACCGCCGCGCAAAUCUUUGAGGCGAUUAAGAUGUGCCAGCCUCCCGAGGGACCAGAGGGUCGUGGAACGUUGAUAGUGUGUGGAAAUUAUACCGGCGAUAUUCUUAAUGCGGGACUGGCGAUUACGAGAGCGCAGGCAGCGGGGUAUAGGGUAUAUUUCAAGGCUGUGGGUGAUGAUGUAGCGGUGGGGAGGAAGAAGGGAGGGAAAGUGGGGAGGCGGGGGUUGAGUGGACAUCUUGUUGCUCUGAAGAGUGCGUGUGCGCUUGCGGAGAGGGGGGAGGGGUUGGGGAGAGUUAGUGAGGUGAUGGAGUAUGUUGCUGGGAAUGUUGGGACUAUUGGCGUGGCGUUUGAUAGAGUGGCUUUGCCUAAUGCUACGUUGACGGACUUGCAGAGUCUCCCGCCUGCGACGAUUGAGUUGGGUAUGGGCGCGCAUGGCGAGCCUGGGUUGCAGCAGAUCUCGCCCAUUCCUUCGGCGGACGCUUUGGUUUCCCAGAUGCUGGACUUGUUGCUUGACAUAUCUGACAGCGACCGGGCGUUUAUACCGUUUUCUCAGGCAACGAAUCCAAUUAGCGACAACGAGAUUGUGCUCCUUCUGAACUCGCUGGGAAGCACAUCGGAUGAGGUCCUUGCACGCUUCGCGGAGAUCGCUAAACAAGAACUUGAGAAGCGAGGAUUUGUGGUCCGCAGGCUCACGCUCGGUCCAUUGGUAACGAGCUUGAAGAUGAGUGGCUUUGGCAUAACAGUUUGGCGACUACCUCCGGAUAGUGACGAGGUUAUGGACAGGAAGCUCGCGCUUGACUUAUGGGACUCUAAAGUUGACGUCUAUGCUUGGAGACAGUAG
Messenger RNA from Fulvia fulva, 1779 nucleotides. Its product is annotated as Dihydroxyacetone kinase 1. Lineage: Eukaryota; Fungi; Ascomycota; Dothideomycetes; Mycosphaerellales; Mycosphaerellaceae. The coding region runs from base 1 to 1779 and encodes 592 amino acids. Gene Ontology annotation, cellular component: cytosol. The transcript is spliced from 2 exons. The record is from RefSeq and is a predicted model, not a curated record. Gene Ontology annotation, biological process: glycerol catabolic process. Gene Ontology annotation, molecular function: glycerone kinase activity.